This is a messenger RNA of Varroa destructor (honeybee mite), 1883 nucleotides long. RefSeq names its product E3 ubiquitin-protein ligase RNF220-like. The record is from RefSeq and is a predicted model, not a curated record. Lineage: Eukaryota; Metazoa; Arthropoda; Arachnida; Mesostigmata; Varroidae. Gene Ontology annotation, biological process: protein ubiquitination. Gene Ontology annotation, molecular function: ubiquitin protein ligase activity.
CGCGUCAGCGCUUCCAUUUUUCCAAAUUGCUAAACGCAUAUGUAGCGUAUUUGAAAAUAAACAAACAAGUUGUACGAAUUUUUAUCUUCUUAAAUCACAAGAGGCUGACAUGCGUCCAAAAAAAUAUCUAUGCUAAUACGAGGGUGAAUAGCUCAAUACACCGGGUAAUUAAUAAAUUGUUUCGUGGUUGAGGGAAAUGCCUCGACGGAAACUGGCUCAGUCCACGACCGUUGUCGAAGAUGAGGAAGAGACGGCAAGACCGGGGACGUCUAAAGGGGCGUAUCAACCGGACGAACCUCCGCCAAAAAGAGGUAGCAGCCGACGCAUUCAACCUCAGUGGUCAGCCUCAACAAGUUGCCCGGUUUGUGGAGUGACCAUUCGACUGUCUGAAGCUGCCGCCCAUUUCGAAACAGAGGUGAAUCGACUGGAUGAGGUAGCCUCAUCACGUUCUGUCAGACGAGCAGGGACUAAUGCCAGUGAUAGACAACAUUUGAACUCCCAGGAGACCCGAGAACAGCGUCGAUUACAAUGGAAAAAGGUUCGAAAAAAUCGUAGUAGCCGACUAACUGCGCGCACUGGGCCGUUUCAUCUUCGACGUAGACUGACCGGCGUUAAUCCGCCAGGUGUUAACUGUCCUGUGUGCUAUGCCCCCCUCGAUCAUUUGGAUAACGGUGAUGAAAGAACUCGACAUGUUGAUUUGUGCCUCGCUGAAUCGAAUGAGGUGACCACCGGAGCGGACGGUGACGCCGCGGACGUUGACAUUGAAGGCCCCAGUGAUGAGAGUGAAGCAGGUACAGAUACUGACGUUGGGUCAGCUGGGUUUGACGAAUAUGAAUGGGCCGGCCAAACCCGGGUCAGGGCUCAUGCCGCCCUUUCAAAUAUCAUACCAAGAUCGAAUAGAACUGGUCAGGAAGAGGAUAUUGGAGACCUUGACGUAGACGGAGACGAAGAGGCAAUAUUUGGGGAAUCUCAAUUUACCGAAGCUGACCUUAUUCCAACGUCAAGCGACAAUUCCACGCAGCUGAUACGGGAAGCAAUGGUGCGAACGGCUGGUGCUAACGAUGGAACGCCCACUGGGCUGCCGUCAAAAUGGGGCACAAUUGAUGACCUAAGUAAGACGAGUCAACUUGAUUCAUCACCGUACGAAGGAGAAGAAGCAGACUCAACUGGAGAAAGGACGGAGUCUCUUGAUGGACGGAAACCAUUUGUAAAGAAAAGUAAUGGGUUAUCAAAGUCGUCGCUGGUCAUCGACUGUCUGAAGGAACGUAUCCGUGAACUUGAGAAAAAGGUGGCAACUUCAGAAAGAUCGCGAUGCCUAGUAUGCUUACAGCCAUUUGCCAGUCCACUUGUUAGCAUCAUCUGCUGGCAUGUCUAUUGCCAGGAUUGUUGGCUUAAAACACUUAGCUGUAAAAAACUGUGCCCGUUAUGUAGUAUGAUUACGUCACCCGGAGACCUUCGUCGAAUCUACUUGUAACGAUAACGAGUCCAUGAUUGACUUGACAGACAGCUUUGAAUACAUUUAGUGUUCAUAUAUCACCUAUUUAUAAUUCGGUUGCGAUUACGGUAAAAGUACAUUUGUAAAGUGUCGAGAAGCAACGACGGAAUACGUUGCUGAUUAUUGCUACCGCAUAAUGGUGAAUCAGUUAGUAUGGUAACAACGCAUCUGUACAUUAAAAGCGAACAGACUCAUUGUAUUUAUAAUCAUUCAUCAUAAUUUAUUUAACCAUUCCUGUACGAACGACGGACUAGUACCAUUGGUCAUGCUUUUAUGUUGAGUGAUGUGAGCAGGAUGGUCGAGGAAUGAAAGUGCCGAACUAAAUAAAGACCAAUAUCGGAUACAUCACUCUAUAUAUAUAUAUAUAUAUAUAUAUAUAUAUAUAUAU